This is a messenger RNA of Amoebophrya sp. A120, 4121 nucleotides long. Lineage: Eukaryota; Dinophyceae; Syndiniales; Amoebophryaceae. The record is from the annotation of a GenBank genome assembly.
GUUUCUGAGUUGAUGCAAGUGAACGUGCACCUGCAGGAAAAGCUGUAGUUUUCAAUUGCACCGAGAAGCUGAUACACGACAAGGAAACUGACACUAUCUAACAACACAUUUUUGAUACAUAAUUUUGUCAUUCGUAUUUGACUAUCUUUUUUAUCUCUACCGGCGACCGACAACGACAUAAUCUAUCACAAUAAAAAAUAUUUCAAAUGGGUGAUCCCGCUGCACUUUCUCCAGACGCGCUGAAGCGGCUUGGAGAGGAGCUUAUCCGAGCCGCUGGGGCGGCUUCAUCUGGACGGGAGCAGGACGGAGAGCUGCUGAAUAUUCUCGGACUUAACCGUGAAAAAGUACAAGAAGCGAGCGAGUAUGUCAAACGAAAAAGAGCUGCAAAGUCCGUCGAUAUCAAUUCGACGCACGGAAGCAAAUCUGCCGGAGAACCGGAAAGCAAGCGAGUGCAUGUCGGAGGCGGAAGUGGACAAGCAUCUGAACAAUUUAUCCAACGUCAGGAGGUUUUCACUGCAUCUGCUCAUGUGGUGAUUUCGUCGGCCUCUUCCAGCAGUAGCAGCAGCAGUAGUAAAUUGCCAGCACCAGCACCACCAGUGCUCUUCGUACCGCAUCCGCAAGCAGAUGCAGGAGAUCGCUACCCUGCGUCGGCAUCCUCCGCGCAAGCUCGAGAAUUUCCGAUUGGCGGAAGCGUUGAUAGCGGGAAAAACAGCAAGAUUUCACUCGACGCUGGACUAGCAGGGGAUGCGGUGUCUGCAAACGUCGCACACCAGCAGUCUCUUUUGCAGCCGGGGUGGUUGCUGAACAGAAACGCAGUAGACGAUGACGACGACGGGGCCAGCUCGGACAAUGAAGAGCCAGAAGACCUAGAGGCGAUAGACGGUGUCCUGAGACCCUUUAGCCCGAGUGGCAUCAAUGCGUUAGCACCGGAGAUUUUUGACGCGCCCGAGGAAGACGGAGACGACCGGGAUAGUUGGGAUGGCGAGGGGGGCGCCGCCGACCGGGACCAGAACUUGCCUGACAGCCCAAACGAAGUGGUGGACAGUGUUGGUGAGCAAGAGCUACUCAAUUUUUUCCGCGGCAGUGCCGACACGCACUACUGGGAGAAGAAGCGCAACAAAGACACCGUGAAGACGGUGCUGCAGGGCAAGGAAAACGCAAACGAAGUCAUUCAAGACCUGUUGCGCUACCAGGGUGCGUUUGAGGUCGGAGGCGGUGCGAAUGCCGCGUUGGAACCUCACCAGCGCGUCGCCGCAAAAAUCUUCGAGAAAGUCGAUAUGGAUCAGCUACUCGCUGCGAACGGCGGCGCACAGCAUUCACUACAAGGAGGAGUGCCUCCUGCGCCGAAUGUUGUGCCAGGUGGAAGGCAAGGGAAAAAAACCGUUGGCAAACGGGUGUUGCUUUACCACCGUACUGGUUCCGGAAAGUCGAAAUCGAUGCUGCAGCUCGUGAAUGAGAACUUUCACGCGGAGAAAAGCACGUGCGCCAAAAUCCUCAUUUUGAAAAAUCGGACCCAGAAGGUGAACUUACUCCGCGAAUUUCUCAAAUGGCCCAGCAAGCUGCGUGACUUCGCGAUGUGCGAGAUUCAGCGAACGGAGAAGCAGACCCUGAAAAAGAUUGUGGGCGAGAACGUGGACUGGAAAGAAAAACGCGGGGAAACGUGGGACACUGCUAUGACGGUUGACAAGGAGACGCUCGCGACGUUUGAAAAAAUUAUCGAGCUGCGGGGUCACGUCAUCCAGGGAAAAAUCAAGCCUGCGCAGAAAGAGGUGUUCGAGAAGAACAUGCGGAAAAUCUUAUUUUCGCACCUCGACCGGAACAACAGGGACGUCGAGCGGUUCCUCCCCGGAGCCCCCAUCCGUCUCUUCACGUAUUCGGAAUUGGCCCGGUCGCUCAAAACCGAAGCCGACGCUAGUGUUGACGCUGCGCUAAAAUUUCCUGUGACUUCGCCGAAUCCACUAUCGCAGAAGACGAUUAUAGUAGACGAGGCGCACAAUUUGUGUAUCAAUAGCGAGGUGCUCGCGAAAAACCCACGGAGUGCGAACGCGGUAAAGAAGGUAGUAGCGGCCUUGACUACGGCGAGCGCGGCGACGUCGAUCCUAUUUCUAACGGCGACGCCGGUCGUGAAAAAUCUCGCGGGGCAGUACGAUUCGAAAUUUCUCCUGAACGUGCUGAAGGGGGACGCCUUCAAGGCGGAGGGAAACGAGGGGUUUGUGAGCUUUUACAACGGAAGGAAAGGCUUUCCGCAGGUAAGUGUCUUUAGCGAGUUUUUGUUUUGUAUUGCGACGUCGUCGUCAGGUUCACCCCGUGUUUUGAUGAUGCACUGACUCCGUGUGCAGUUUUAUGCUCUUGCAAAUCCCAUGGCUACUUACCACGUUCUCACUCUGUUUCAGGUCAAGACCGAUCUCGAAGAAGACUACACGCUGUUUGGAAAGCCGGGCUGUCAGUCACAUGUAGUUGAAUCGACUCUCCAAGGGCGGGCGCUUGCGAAAUACGGCCAGAUGUGCCGAAAGCUGCAGCGGGAGCAUGGGAAAAAGCAACUCGACACUGAACGGCUGUUAAGGUGGUGUGCUGCUGAUAAACAACUUACAAAGUUGACACGGCGCGACGAGCUCGAGAGGUGCAAUCAAGCCAACUUGCUGGCAGACCGUUUUCCGAAGCUCCUAACGGUCUGCAACAUGGUGACGGGGCAGGUGAAAAAGGGCAAGGCCGCCAUUCUGGUAUCGCUACGGGGCGGACUGGAGAACUUAGUGCAGCUGCUGCGGCUGAAACUUCCCUACGAGCAUCGGGUCUUAGUGAUGCGGGACGCGCAGGACAAGGAUGAGGCACUGAGUAAAUUCAACAAGUACGUGCACAACGACGCCGGCGGCGACGACGACUUGAGCUACCCCGUGCUCGUUGCGAACAACAAAUACUGUGGGGAGUCCGUGACGAUGCUAGAGGUUAACCACCUUCAUUUGCUGGACGUUCCGCCGACGUGGUUGGAAUACCAACAACUCGUGGGACGAAGUUGCCGCUUCAAAUCUCACGCGCACCUGCCAGCGGAGAAGCAGUAUUGCCACUAUUUCCUCCAUACGGCAGUUUUGCCCUUUGGGAACAGUUCCGAAUGGAAACGGGUGCUGUAUUCGACGGUCUUGACGCUCAAGGAGCCUGGGUUCCAUUGUCACACCACCAGCAAGAUCGAGGAGGCGCGGGGAAAGUAUCUGCAGAUAGCGCAGGAAUGGGAAAAGAUUUUGCAGGACGAGGAGAACAUUACAUCGCGGGCACAGCUGGCGAAGAAGUCUCUUGCGGAGAAGCGCCGGAUUCUACAGGCCGCGGACACACUGUUCGACUCCGAAGACCUCGCACGCUUCGAAACGCACAUGGUUCCGGACACGAGGGCUAUCGAGAUAACACUGAGCAAGGAGGACCCGAGCCUGUUGAAGUUGUUGCAGAAAAGCGCGAAGAAAAAGGCGUUUGCCAGUCAGAUUUUCAAGGAGCUGAAGAGUGUCAAGGUGGAGCGGGACGCUGGGCGCGCGCGAGCAGUGUCCGGGGACGGUAUUCGUGUGAAUCAAAAUGCAGCCGACGCAUCAGGAGGCGCCGUGAAGGAGCCGAUUGAUGAAAUGACCACUCAGCUGCGCCGUGGCCUUGCGAAGACGGGGAGAGCGCCGUUUAGACUCGUCCGGCAUACGCACAAGAUCACGGCUUCCGGUCAGGAACACACUCUCAAAUUCCAGAAAAAGACGAUCCCCUUUCCAGCAAAAGGAAACGACUUGCUGCAGAACUUGAGUGCCGACAAGAGGCGCCUCAAGAAUCUUGGCGAAAACAUGGGCGAGGUCGAGACGAAAAUGGAGCAACUGAGGUGGCUGGCGGUUGACCGGGGGCAGUAUGCGGAUCUGUAGCGGUUUCGGCUUCGGGUGUUUUUCUUGAGAUGGGGCGGCGCCAGCGCAAAAGCAGGAGGAAAAGCACCACAGCACAAACAAGCAAAGUGCGACACUUACUUACACAGGAACGCGCUACCAGCGAAUCUGUGCGCGUCUGGAAAGACCGAUGAGCUAUGAGGAAUGUAAUUUGUAUUUGAAAGACCAGUAACCCUUAUCUGUAUCGGAAUCUGUUACGAGAGCUGCCACGUAUGUGUCUGG